GAUUGGUAAACAAACCAUCAAACCGUCAAGGUGAUCAUUUCAGAGAGAUCGCGAUCGUGAAAGGGGUUGUUAUUAAAACAAAACAUCCACCCAGAGUUUACCUAUCGUGAGGCUGUGAAGAUGAGUAAACAAAACGUAGGAACCAACACCACCCGGGGGUCACGGCCAGUGUUUAUCGAUGAGGAUCAGGUGAAGCAGCUGCUUGACUGGGACGAAGCUCGGUUUGCAUUGGAGCAGGCGUUCGUGUCCGUCUCGAAUCAAGCCCGUGAACCGUCUGCCCGCUCCACCGACCAUCCGGUCAGCUCCCAACCGGCUCGGACUUUUGUGCAAGCCGAAGGAGGGGUACUCCUGUGCAUGCCCGGUUUCGUCGGCCACCACCAGUUGACGAGCAACUCACCGGACCGGGGCUCAACGUUGGCGUGCAAGCUGAUCACCAGCUUCCGGAAGAACGCGUCCGUCGGCCUUCCGUCGAUUAACGGGGAGGUGUUUGUGUUUAACAGCACCACCGGCAAGCUGGAGGCGAUCGUCGAGGCGAACUAUUUGACGGGCGUGCGGACGGCAACGGCAUCGCUUGUUGCAACCGAUCACCUGUAUCUGCGACCGGCGGCCGCCUCCCAAAACGCCGCUCCAAUCAAGCUGGGAAUUGUGGGUUGCGGGUUUCAGGGCAUGAUGCACGCGGUUGGCUUUGUACGCACCCAGCCUGCCCUGGCCCGGCUCCACUCCAUUCGCCUGUGGAAUCGAACACCGGCGCGAGCAAAUCAACUGCAGGCCACCCUGGUGGAGGAGGCAAAGAAAACGGAUAGUAACUAUUCCGUGUUCGUGUGCGACACGGUCGAGGAUUGCUGCCGGGACUGCGAUGUGAUUGUGACCGCGACCGGUUCCAGUGAGCCGCUUGUGUACCGAAGUUUCCUAAAGCAGGACGUACACAUCAACGCCGUUGGCGCCGGCGAGUACCACCAUGCGGAGCUGGCCCAGGACAUCUACUAUAACUGCCGGGUGUACAUUGACCACUGGGAGGGUGCACGGAAGGAAUUGGCUACACUCCGAUCGAACGUGGUCGGUGAAGUCGGCGAGAUCAUUCUCGGUGAUGCCGAAAAGCUGUUGCCAACGCAACCGGGUGGUGGCAUUACCGUGUUCCAGUCGCUGGGAAUGGCCACCGAGGAUGUCACGGUCGGACGCUUGGUUUACGAAAAGUUUGUCCAAACCCAACAACGGUACACCAUGGAAAAAUAA
Molecule: messenger RNA, 1233 nt
Organism: Anopheles coustani
Lineage: Eukaryota; Metazoa; Arthropoda; Insecta; Diptera; Culicidae
Product: ketimine reductase mu-crystallin
Exons: 3
Coding region: 121-1233 (370 amino acids)
Cellular component (GO): cytoplasm
Molecular function (GO): hormone binding
Source: RefSeq, a predicted model, not a curated record